UCUUCUUCUCUCCUUGGCUCGCCGUCUUACUGAUAGAAUCAUUUACUCUGGUUCGUUCGUUUACACGCGCGCUUCCGAGUUCUGAUAUUGGCAGGGAGAAGAAGAAGGAGAGAUGGGCUCACGUCAGGGACCACCGAAGCAUCAGAACAAAUUCGCCUGGGUACCCAACGCCGGCGUGAAGAUCAACGAAACCGAAGUUGGCGGGAGAUUCAGACCGCUCUCGGAGAUAACUGGAGUUUGCCAUCGCUGUCGGGAGCAGAUCGCUUGGAAACGCAAAUACGGCAAAUACAAAAAGCUAACCGAACCCGCCAAAUGUCAGAAGUGUUUAAAGCGUAAUGUUCGUCAAGCGUAUCACAAGUUAUGCUCUGGUUGUGCCAAGGAGCAGAAAGUGUGUGCCAAGUGUUAUUCUUCUACUGAGCAAAUCAUGGGAAGGGAUAUUUAUGAGGUAGAGGCUGAACAGAAGCUGCUUGAUGAGACUAUCAAGAAUGCUAGGGAAAGAGAUAGAAGGACGCUUUUACGUGCUAUGAACAAAGAUAACAACCCAAAAAAAUCAGAUGAAGAAGCAGCAACAAGGAGCGGUAGCAGCAAGGUUGGUGAUGUGUUUCCAUCAACAUCCCUUGAAGAAUAUGCUAACAAGUCUGGAAAAGUUAGCGGGAUUGUUGGUCAUGGUAGUGUGCCUGAUCAUGUCCAUGUUGUUGACGAUGAAGAAGAUGAUGAUGUUGCUAGUGAUGGUGAUGGUGAUGAUGAUGUUGCUAGUGAUGGUGAUGGUGAUGAUGAUGAUAGUAAUGAUAUUGCUAAUGAACCUGAGUUAGAUGAGGAUCACAGUGGUGAUGAUGAUAAAGAGCUGCAGAAGUAAACGUACUACUUUUGGUUGUAGUUCUGUCAGUUUUGAUAGGCUUGUGAAAUUUUGCAAAACUGAUUAGUAUGCUUAUUGUUUUGAAAUACUUCUACUUUGUUUACCUGCAAAUGCAAUGUGGCUAUAAUGUAUUGAGCUGAACUUCAAACGGGAUUUGUUGUUUUUCCUUGUCGGCCUAGUUUAU
Eruca vesicaria subsp. sativa (arugula) is the source of this 1040-nucleotide messenger RNA. Lineage: Eukaryota; Viridiplantae; Streptophyta; Magnoliopsida; Brassicales; Brassicaceae. The record is from the annotation of a GenBank genome assembly.